AUGUUACCAUUUCACGCCAAACUAAUAGAAGUAGUCUCAGAAGCACAUCUCUUAGACUCCGGCAACCUAGUUCUGGUGGGACUUGAAGGCAAGAACUUAUGGCAGAGUUUUAACCACCCAACUGAUACAGCUUUGCCAAAUAUGAAAAUUACUGUCACCAAGAGUUCUAACAGAAGGAAGAUGUUACAGGCGUGGAAUGGCCCUUCAGACCCCUCUUUUGGGAGAUUCUCUGUUGGCAUUGAUUCCUUUGCCUUCCCUCAACUUGUCAUAUUCGAUGGUGAUCAACCCUAUUGGAGAAGUGGUCCAUGGAAUGGACACAUCUUUACUGGUACAACAAAUAACAAGACUGAUGAUUUCAAUGAUGCUGGAUUCAAUCUUGAGAAUGACUGGCAAGGUACCAUUUCUUUGAAUUAUUCUUAUACUAAUCAGUCAGUGCUGUCUAACUAUGGGUUGAGCUACCAAGGGACUUUGACUCAACAAUGGUGGGAUGAAAAUGAGAAAAAAUGGAAGGUUGCGUGGGAAGCUCCACAAACAGUGUGUGAUUUUUAUGGCAAGUGUGGAGCAUUCGGAAGUUGUAAUUUGCUAAAUUCACCAAUUUGUCGGUGUUUGAAAGGAUUCAAACCAAAGAAUAAGUUUAAAUGGAAUAAAGGUGCUGGGUGUAUGUCAUGUAACAGAGAUUUGAUUGACACUGAAGAGUUGUCAGCAGGUGGGGUGGAUCUUUACCUAAGGCUGGCACAUUCUGAGCUAGGGAACAACAGGAAAACGGUAACAGCUAUUGCAGCAACAGGGAGCUUAGCAACAAUUACAGUUGUUUCCUUUAUUUUAAUUCUGAGGAGGCGCCAGACCCUAAAACAAGGCAAUAUUUUCAUAGUACUCUGUAGUCAGAAGAAGAGCAUAACCAAAUUUUUUCUACUUACUGAAAAUCUAACAUCUCAAGGAAAGAAACUUCAGAAAAGACAAAGAGUGUCAGAUGUUCUCAGAAUAGACAAUAACCAUGAUCAGAUCGAAGAGGUUCCGCUAUUUGAUUUUAAAAGGGUGGCAAUGGCUACAAACAACUUCCAGGACACUAACAAGCUAGGAAAAGGUGGAUUUGGUACAGUUUACAAGGGGAAAUUAGAAGAUGGACAAGAAAUUGCUGUCAAGAAACUUUCAAAAGCCUCAGGACAAGGAGUAGAAGAGUUUAUGAAUUAA
Molecule: messenger RNA, 1191 nt
Organism: Chenopodium quinoa (quinoa)
Lineage: Eukaryota; Viridiplantae; Streptophyta; Magnoliopsida; Caryophyllales; Amaranthaceae
Product: G-type lectin S-receptor-like serine/threonine-protein kinase At1g11330
Exons: 4
Coding region: 1-1191 (396 amino acids)
Biological process (GO): recognition of pollen; protein phosphorylation
Molecular function (GO): ATP binding; protein kinase activity
Source: RefSeq, a predicted model, not a curated record